Molecule: messenger RNA, 1869 nt
Organism: Lizanozyma spartinae
Lineage: Eukaryota; Fungi; Ascomycota; Pichiomycetes; Serinales; Debaryomycetaceae
Gene: MEX67
Product: Mex67p
Exons: 1
Coding region: 1-1869 (622 amino acids)
Biological process (GO): poly(A)+ mRNA export from nucleus
Cellular component (GO): nucleus
Molecular function (GO): protein binding; RNA binding
Source: RefSeq, a predicted model, not a curated record
AUGAGUUAUAGAGGUGGCCGAGGUGGCCGCGGUGGUCUGUAUUAUCAUGGAAACAAUAACAACAGCAAUCAUAGCAAUUUCCAACAACAAGGCUUUAAUGCCGACCAAUACAUUUUGGAAAACUCAGUGCCCAUUGACAUCUCAGGUUGGGAUGGUGCUUCAAUGGAAGACUGUAUUGGUUUCAUUCAAAGAAAGUGUAAGGUAGCGGUAAGGAAUGCUCUGGUGGAUAUGAGCACGCAUUAUAUUCGUGGUUAUGUAAAGAAUCAACAAGAUGUCAAUACUUUAUUAAGUUGGAGUGGAGUUAAGUUUGCUGGUAAAUCAUUGAAGUUUAUGAAAAUCAACAACUCAUGUGGGAACUCAAUCAAUAAUAGCAAUAAUAAUGGUAAUUCCACUGGUAAUGUUAUAGAAGCUUUAACUCAGUUUUUGAAGUCGAGAUACCAACCGGAAAUGAAGUUGCUUAAUUUAAGCUCAGUGAAACAUGAUCCUUCCUUAUCUCAGUUAGGGUUUUUUGCAUCUUUGGCCAGUACCUCCAAGUUUUUCACUGCAUUAAUGAAAGUUGCCGGGGAUAUAAACUUGGAUGUACAAAGUAUAGAUUUGUCAGCAAACGAACUUUCCGAUUUGGCUUCACUUUCAAUUAUGGCCCACACGUUUCCUAAACUAAAAAAUCUUUCCUUACAAAAUAACAACUUAAACCGUAUCAAGUCUUUUGAAACCUUCAAGCACAAGUUGAACUUUUUAAGAGAAUUAAUUUUGGUUGGGAAUCCAGUUGUGAACGUCAAUAAUCCACAAGAUAUUGAAAAUGUUAAACUUGAAUUGAUGAAAACAUUCCCCCGUUUGAUUGUAUUGAAUGGAGAAACAUUAAGAUAUGAGCAAGCAUUAAUCAAUAAUUUGACUUUCCCAUUUGAACUUCAACAACCAAUCUUUUUCCAAGACCAAGAUAUCCAACAAGUUGCAACAAACUUUAUCACCAAUUACAUUAAUUUGUGGGACUCAAAUAGACAAGGACUUAUGGUUCUUUAUCAGGCAGAAUCCCAAUUUUCAAUGCAAAUAGAUUCAGCACACCCACAUACAUUAGAAGUGAUAAAUGAUCUGAGAAAUGGACCUUCAGGCACAGAUUUUGGUUAUUAUUUGCCAUUGUCUAGAAAUUUAACCAAGGUGUCUUCAAUCAAGUCUAGACUAAAUAGAGUUGGAAGAGGACCUGAACAAAUAUAUAAAAUGUUUACUCAGCUUCCAAAAACCAGACAUGAGUUGGUGAAUAAACCGUUAUUAUACAGUAUGGAAUGUCUGAGACUCCCUCAAUUAAAUGCCAUUAUGGUAACUUUACAUGGUUCUUUUGAAGAAGUUGCAGCUCCAGACAAUUUGGAAGCAUUGAAUUCGUCAAUUGGUGGACCAAAGGGAAGGAUGUCCCACCAUAACAGAAAUAAAAAAGUUGCAUUAAGCUCAAAAUCUUUUGAUAGAACAUUAGUGGUGAUUCCAGGUCCUAAUGGCUCAAUGAUAGUAGCCACAGAUUUGUUACUUGUUAGACCAUUCUCAAAAAUUCUGGCUUGGAAUGACCCUACAAAUAAGACAUCUGUACCAAGUACUGCUGUCCCAAAUGUGAGUACUCCUCCAUCACAUUCUGCGACUCCUCAACCACAACAGCCGCAGGUACCUUCUGGAACUCCAUCUGCUGCAGAUCUUCCCAUAGAAAUUAAGAAUAAUCUAACUCCUAUUCAGCAAGAGGUGCUUGUAAAGAUAUUACUUGAAACUAAACUCAACCUCGAGUACGGAGUAAUGCUUUGUGAGCAAAGUCAAUGGGAUUAUAAUCAAUGUAUUAUCAACUUUAGGAACUCGGUAGCUUCUCUUCCUCCACAAGCAUAUAUCAGUUAG